GAACCCACAUAACAUAAAACAUCUGCAUCAUCACCUAAAAUAACAAGAACCAAGUCUUCAGAAAACGAGGCACCCACUAAGACAAAACAUACUAGCACACAAGUGAAAGAACUCAACUUAUGUAUUCUUAUAAAUACUUACAUUUCAACCAUCUCUGUACAACAGAUUCAUACAAAAAAAAAAUGGAACAAAAAACAACCCAAAAGAAGAAAACAAAAGAAAAGAGCAAAGACAACAACAAAAAGACCAAGUUCGUUGGAGUCAGGCAAAGGCCUUCAGGAAAAUGGGUGGCAGAGAUCAAAGACACCACACAAAAGAUACGAAUGUGGCUUGGAACCUUUGAAACCGCAGAAGAAGCUGCUCGAGCCUACGAUGAAGCUGCCUGUCUCUUACGUGGCUCCAAUACUCGCACCAAUUUCGCUAACCAUUUUCCAAACAACUCGCAGUUGUCUUUGAAGAUCAGAAACCUCCUUCACCAGAAGCAGAGCAUGAAACAACAACAACAAAAGCAACACAACAAACAUAUCUCUUCUAUCGCCGAAUGCAACAUCAAUUACACUUCGCCUGCUACUAGUCCGACGGCCAGUACCACGACCACAAUGAUGCCGCUCAAUGAUGUGUACCGCCCUGAUUCAACUAUCAUAUCACAACCAGAAACUGAAAGUAUCCACCUUCCUUACUCUUGUACCUUUGUCUCUGGAUUCAACCACCUGGUCCCUAUGACUCAUGGAGGGGAGGAAACGCAUGAACAUCUCAACAAUCCGUACUCAGCCGAUCAACAUUUGGGUCUAGCUGAUAUCGAAAGAGAAAUAUCUGCGUCCCUAUAUGCAAUGAAUGGAGCUACCACAUACUACAACAACAUGAAUGCAGAAUAUGCAAUUUUCGAUCCUACGGAUCCCAUUUGGGAUCUCCCUUCACUAUCUCAACUCUUCUGCCCUAUAUGAUCUCUUCUUCCAUUUCCUUUUCAAUUCAUGUAAAGUAGAACACAUCUCUACAAUAGU
Molecule: messenger RNA, 1001 nt
Organism: Brassica oleracea var. oleracea
Lineage: Eukaryota; Viridiplantae; Streptophyta; Magnoliopsida; Brassicales; Brassicaceae
Product: ethylene-responsive transcription factor RAP2-11-like
Exons: 1
Coding region: 120-944 (274 amino acids)
Biological process (GO): regulation of DNA-templated transcription
Molecular function (GO): DNA-binding transcription factor activity; DNA binding
Source: RefSeq, a predicted model, not a curated record